ACGACGAUUUCCCAAAACGCUUGCUGUUUCGGUGGGCAAAGUUUCCGCCUUCGAAUUCACCUACAAUUUUUAGACUAUUGUGAAGGAAAGUUCUGUCUUAAUGAAGUGGACAACGCCAAUCUUCCACGUGACUUCACGGAGAUGGCGGACUUUUUGCUGGCUCGGGAAGUAAAGAAAGGUUUUGAGGAAUCAAGAGCCGAAAAGAGACCAUCGAGACUCUCCUACCUUAAUAAUUUGAAUGUAGCGAAUACUCUAUAG
This is a messenger RNA of Acaulospora morrowiae, 258 nucleotides long. Lineage: Eukaryota; Fungi; Glomeromycota; Glomeromycetes; Diversisporales; Acaulosporaceae. The record is from the annotation of a GenBank genome assembly.